Penicillium crustosum is the source of this 1335-nucleotide messenger RNA. RefSeq lists its product as uncharacterized. Lineage: Eukaryota; Fungi; Ascomycota; Eurotiomycetes; Eurotiales; Aspergillaceae. The record is from RefSeq and is a predicted model, not a curated record. The coding region runs from base 1 to 1335 and encodes 444 amino acids. The transcript has 2 exons.
AUGCCCCUGUCAGAUAUGGACCAGGAUAUCACACCUAUCCCCCGUUCGCGGGAAGAGAACCAAGAGAGAGCCUUUAUUGCUGCAUCACGGAGAAAGGAUCGCAGCUUAGACGCUCGUCUAGAAUCUGCUAAUCGGGCUUCUAUGCUGCAUAAGAAGCGUACGGGCAAGGCCUUCCACAUCACCAAGGAGAUUGUUGAGAAAGAAGCCAUGUACGAAGAGGUCGAUGAGCGGUAUCAAGAAAAACGCAUUCUCAUGCUGCAACGCCAAAAUGAGCAAAUCGAAGACCAAUUCAAAAACCAUCUACUGGCCGCCUUUGCAGCUCGCGCUCAAUUCAAUGCAUCCUCCAUCCACAGCCGACGAGCAAGCCAUAUGACUCCACGCCCAUCAGUCAAUGGAGUCAAUGGAGUCAAUGGUGGUGCCCGCAAAAUGAGCCUGGAUCUGUCCAACAUCCGCUCUUCCUUCUCCCAGGGCUCAGGCUCAAUGGCCAGUCCGAUGACAACGGGUGAUGGCUACGUACUAUCGCCCACGGCAUCAUACGACCCGAAUGCCCAGCCCUACACGGCCUACAUGAACGGUUCCCAGACACCAUACUCCGAUAUGUUCUCUGCCUCAACAGGGGCCCCGUCUGGACACAUCCCAGCCUACAUGAACCAACAAGCCUCAGCGCCAACCUGGAACCCCCAAGUACCCUCAUGGACCCCGAUGCAACAGCACAACCCAACCCCUGCGCAAACCCCCACAGACACACACGCCGUGCAAAUGUGGCAGCAGCAAAUGAUGCAGCAGGCUCAGAUGCCUGACACCGCAACCCAAAUGCAUCAGUUCAGAGAUCGCCUGGCGUCCGCACCAGAGUUGCCUCUGCAGCACACACCGGCCCCACACAUUCCCUCAGCAUCCAUUUCUGGCCCCACCGGCCAUGGUCCUAGCCAUGGUCAUUCGCGCGGCCAGUCCCAGCCAUCGAACAAUUUCCACAACCUCAACCUCCUUACUCAGAGUACACACAUUUCUCACCCCCAGGUGGCCCCCUCCAGUCUUAGCUCUCCUAAGAUCGAGGCCCUCUCAGCCGGCACUCACUCCACACCUGAUUUCUGUCCCACUCCCAAUACCCCACUGUCACCAACGACUGUUACCGCGCAUGCUACCAUGUCGCAUGGUGGGAAGGUUGACGGUGAUGGUAUUAUGGUCUCUCAUGAGGGGAUGGAUCCUGAUUUCACGGAUUUCAGUCAGUUUGCUUUCCAUUUGGGUAACCCAACUGUCCCGCUUUCCGAUCGUGACCAGCCUUUUGGAUUUGACGAUCUUCUCGCUGUUGAUGAUUUCACCAGCGUCUCUUGUUAA